UUGUCAUCAGUUCAUCGCACAAAUGCAUCAUUGUGCAAUUUCAGCGCACUGGAAAGACCUUCUGCUUCCAUCGCGGACUUUGGAGAGUUCCAGUACUUCUUGCUAGCUGCCCAAGGUCUUGUAUGGAUCAUGGUAUUCUUUGGUAUCUGUUUCGGCGUAAGAUGGCUAGGAAAGGUAAUCCCAUUUUUGUUUAUGGCGGCCUUUAGCAUGAUGUUGGCGCUUCUGAUUCGAGCUAGCACCAUGGAUGGUCUGGUGAAUAUCUUCAAUAUCUAUAUCAACUCGACCGACUGGAAUAAACUGGCAGAUUACAAAUUGUGGAAAAUCGUGUGCGAACAGGCAAUUCUAGCUACAGGGAUAGGUUUUGGUGCAUUCAUCACCAUGGGUUCAUACAACAGAAGAUCGAACAACCUUGUUGGCGAUUCAAUCCUAAUUGUUCUUGGACAUGCGUUCUUGACGAUAAUGCAGGUGAUUACCGUGGUCGGAUUGGUCGGAUUCGUCAUCUCAAAGACGGGCUUAACUCCAUUCGAUGUCAUGGACAAAUACCUCUUGUCGUUGUCGGUGCUAGCAACUCUCGAAGACGCACUGGGUGACCGCUGGUCACGGUGUUUUCCGCGCUUCGUGCUGGCUCUGUUCGUUUGCUGUCUCUGCUUUGCCAUCUCACUGUAUUUCGCCACGCAGGCUGGACGCCAUGCAUAUGAAUUGGUGACCGGGUUCUUAAAAUACGUCACAAUUUUUGUAAUUCUCACCUUCGAACUAUUCGCGACCGCUUGGUUCUAUUGUGCACAUCGACUUGGUAUGGAUCUACAUGCAAUGUUGAGAAACGCUUGUUGUUGGUGUUUCGGUCAUUUCAUUCUAUUCUUCACAUACCUCCUGCCAGUGCUACCAGCGGCGGUGGCGUUGCUGAACCUUCACGACUACGACUUCUCCAUAUUCUCGCCGGCCAUCCAUUCUUGGCCGUAUUCAGAAUGGGUUGGAGCCGCUGUUGCCCUGGGACCACUUCUGCCGAUUCCGCUUGUGCUAUUCUUCACAAUAUUGGGAGCAUGUUGUUGUCGCGGAAAGCAAGGAUAUACCAGGGGACAGCGGUUACGCAACGUGUUCGCAUCAAAUCUCCGAAGAGAUCAUCGGGAUAAAUCGGCUCCACAUCCGCGCUACACAUCCUCAGCGCCAGGCUACCUUCUGUUACCUCAAGCACCACUUGCGGAACCGGAGACGUAUGCAUAG
Molecule: messenger RNA, 1221 nt
Organism: Cooperia oncophora
Lineage: Eukaryota; Metazoa; Nematoda; Chromadorea; Rhabditida; Trichostrongylidae
Source: the annotation of a GenBank genome assembly